GGCCGUCCGUACGGCCCGUACGCCUAAGGCUUCGGAGGGUCCAGGGCGCGUUCAGGGCAGCAGGGGGGGGGCGUGGUUUGGGCCUUGUCCAUGUUGGGGCCGCUUCUAGGGUGUGAACGAUGGCACCCUGAAAAGGGAGGGGAGAGCAGCAGUUUGUCCCAGUCAGUAAGGACAAACAGAGGCAGGUGGAGUUCAAGUUCUGCGAAUUAAAGUGGAUAACGAAGGGGCAAACACUGUCGGACUCCAAUGGGAAUUUUCUCAUGGAGUGCAAGUUGUGCGGCCCGGGUUUUCAGGGCAGUCUAUCGAAGGCCGCACAACACUUCACAAUAAAGAACAACUGCGCUAAAGUCACCGCGGAGCAGCUCGCGGGGAUCUGGAACAACACAAACUACCCGUUCGAUCAGAGCCACCAUCGGAAGAUCAUCGACUUCCUGAGGUCUCGUGGGUUUCGAGACAAUAGAAAUACUUCAAGGAGGGAGCAGGCGGGGGAGGAGUAUGACCACAGCGAGCAGGAGAAGAGGGAGGCCGAGGGGGGAGGUGAUGAUAGUGACAGUGAUUCACAGGACAUGGACGUGCGGCGAGAGGCGGAGCGCGCCAGGGGAAAGAUGAGGGGGGACAAGGCCGUUGCCGAGGACAGCACCCCGGACGAGCACGACGACGACGACGAUGACAACGACGAUCAGGGUGCAGACCUUGGGGCAUCUUUUGAUGGGGGUCUGAUGGCCGCUGGCCGUCGAGGCCAAGAGGGGGCUGCCAAAGCGAUGAAGGACGCCGUGCAAUCGAAGAAGAGAAAGAGGAAGGCAACGACACCAGCUCCUCCUCUGCCGAAGAAGGGCAAAGUCCUUCGACAGACUUCCAUGAUAGAGACCUUCGAUCCGGCGUGGCAACGAGAUUUUACGAACGAGUUCCUGCAGUGGUGGUACGUGAGCGGGAUUCCAUUCGAGGCGGCGAGGAGGCCGAAGUACCAGCGAGUGAGGAAGCGGUUGCUCGAGUGUCCGCCGUAUACACAUCCCGUGUUGCCCACGCACUGUCUCAUUUCCGGCGACGGUAUUCCACAGCAGCAGCGAGUUGUGGCGGAGAUGAUGGCGGCCGUCCGCAAGGACAUUGCGGCGACGGGAGCGACGAUCCUCACGAAUGGUCGCAAGUCCAUCACUAGCGACCAGAUCGUCAACUUCCUUGCCGCUGGGCCCACGGGAGCCUACCUUUUCAGGACUAUGCAGCGCGACGGUGCUGUCCAGGAGACAGCCAAGGUGGUGGUGGAGCGAUGGAAGGACGUGUUCGACAACUUUGGUGUCGAAAAUGUCAACGCCAUUUGCACGGAUUCUGCGUCCGUGUAUGUGGCUGCAUCCAAGCUCCUGGCGAAGGAGGAGGUCAAGUACAGUCGCAUUACUUGGCUUCCGUGCGCGGUGCAUGUCUGCAACUUGUUGUUGUCCGACAUUGCGAAGGACGGCACCCCCGGGAAGCUUGGGAAGAGGGAGGACACCAUCAUCAGGGCUCGAGCAGUCGUGCGGUUCAUCAGAGAGCACGGGGCGGCUCUCAGCCUUUACCGACGGUUCUCUGCCGCCCACCCCUCUUCCACUUCCGCAGUUGCGGCCAGUUCCAGCGCUGCGCCACCCUCGUCUCAGCAGCAACAGAGAGCUUGUGUACCCCGCACAGACGAGGUUUGCUUUCCACUACUUGAUGUUGGAGAUGUUGUUGGAUCGUCGCCGAGCGUUGGAGGCGUCGAUGAUGAGCGACGACUGGUUGCGGACUGCAUGGAGGAGGUCCAUUUUCUUGCAGGCCAGCUGUUAUGCCGUCUGGACAGAGGGGGGCGCGUGAUGACUCGCAUGUGGUCGUGGGCACUUGCCAUGAUCGACAAGGUGGCGAGGGCGAGACUGAACAGGACGUCGAGGGAGGAGCUCAACAUCGUUGUUCAGGCUUGUCAGGCGCGGGCCGAUCAUAUGUUGGAGCCCGCACAUUGCAUCGCCCACCUCCUCAACCCUCGCCACAGGAGCAUUACGUAUUUUGGAGCGACGAGGCGCAGCGAGCACGACAAGACACUCGCGGAGGAGUCACUUCGAUACCUUCGGCAGCAGACUGGCGGAGAUGAGGACUUGUAUCUGACGCUGCGCACGCAGUUGGCUGAGUUUCUUAGUCGGGAGGGCGAUUGGACGUACGGAGGGGUUGAGGAUGACAGGGAUGCGGCCUCCUGCAGAGGGGAGAAGGAGACGUCGCAGGUGGGGCAGUGGUGGGUUCAGCAUGGGGACGGGAUCCCUCUCCUUCAGACUUACGCCAUUCGCUUGACACACACAUGGACGUGCGCCUCUCCAGCGGAGAGGAACUGGGCCGUCCAUGAGCGUGUUCAGGUGAAGAAGCGUAACCAGCUUGGUUUUAUCAAGCUGGCUCGUUUGGUGGAGAUAUCCACCAACUUGAGAUUGAGUCGUUGUCAGGGGAGGGGUUCAAGGUACGUUCUGCCAUGGGAGGACGCUGAGGAGGAGACAGAGGACAGCAUUCCUCCGCCUCGUGACGAGGGUGUUCGGCCAGCUGACCGAGUCACGGAGGCGCAGCGUGAGCGGCAGGUGCAGCACGGGCGGAAGGAUCGCCUUUCCAAGGCUCCGCCCAGCGUCGAGACAUAUUUCGGUCGUUGUUCCACGGUGCUCAUGCCGACUCAGUUGGACGCCGUGUACGAUCCCAAGUCGGAUCCUAUGGAUCAGGACCCGAUGGAGGCGGAGCCGUGGUUCGAUCCGGACGACCUGGCAGUGGAGUCUGAGCCCGGAGAUUUUGAUGAUGGUGGCGACGAUGAUCCUCUCGCCGAGAUGUUGCGUCCUCAGACGCGUGCUUCCACUGCAUCCGCUGCGCAGCAUCCUCCUCCCCCUCCACCCCCGCCCCCGACUGCGCGUCCUUCCACUGCUUCCGCUGCGCAGCAUCCUCCUCCCCCUCCACCUCCGCCCCCGAGUGCGCGUGCUUCCACUGCAGCCGUUGCGCAGCAUCCCCCUCCACCUCCACCUUCGCCUUCGAGUGGUCGUGCUCCCACUGGAGCAGCUGCGCAGCAACCCCCUCUACCUACAGAUCGUCCAGGACAUGGCGAGCAGGGGACUCGCGACAUUGUUGACGAGCGAGACGACGACGACGACGAUGAUAGAGAGGGGUACGAGGGCAGCAGUGAGGGCGAGGAUGAUGUCGCGUAUUCCCCGAGACGUGGACGUGGUGACGACGACGACAGUGGCGACGAGGGCGGCGAUGGUACACAGGCUGCAGGUGGUUUGCGGAGGUCGGGUCGACAUCGUGCCGACCGAUGCAGUGGUGCAGGUAGGGGGGACAGUGGUGCAGGCAGGGGUGUGGGGGGCGCAGGACACACAGAGGGUGCAGGCCGUGGUGGCGGAGGACGGGCGAGGCGAGAGUCUGCAUCCUCCACUCGUACUGUGCAUCGGGUUGAUGAGGGUGCCGCGACAGGAGAGGUUGGCGCCGGGUCGACUAAGUUUGCUGCUGCGUCGGCAGAGGCCGCUGCAGAGGCCACUGGAGAGUUCACAGCGGCGUCUGAGGAGGUCGCAGGGGGCUUUGCAGAGGUUGUUGGCGAGGCUGCGCAGGUUGGGAGGGCUUCUGCACAGUUGGGUGUCAGUUUCAGUGGUAUUCUUGAUGUUUCGUUGGGGCUUCCUCCGACACCGGCAGGCGAGCAUGGCAGUGGUGACGCAGCGGCUACGCCUGUCAGUCAGAUACUCCGGGAUGUACCUUCAUGCAGCAUGGGUGACAUCAGUAGCAGCAUGUUGCAGGAGGCAGCAGCGGGGACACAGUGUUCGUCGGGGCAGGAGGAGUGUACAGCAGGGGACGGUGGGGACUGUGGACCUGAGCAGGAGCGAGCGCCAGAGUCGGAGCAGGACAGGAUCGACCGCGAGGAGAGGGAGAGGGCGCAGGACAUGGCUAGCCGUUGCGAGAUGACACAGAGUAUUGCGUCGAGGGCACGGGCAGAGCGGAUGCUAGAGACGGGCGGUAGUGAGGGUCAUCGUGCGAUGGACGAUGCAAUGCUUGAGUGUGAAGGCGCGGGCGCCGGGGAUGCCGGCGAGAGACCCGCGUUGACGGUUCAAGGUGUUUGUAUGUUGCCUAUCGGUGGAGCCAUGACGGCGGAGGAGUUGGAGCGGCAGGUACGCGAGGACCCAUUGCAGGCAGAUCGACGCGGACGGAUGGACGAGGCGUCGAGGAGGUUAAUGGAAGAGGCCCCAGCUUACGUGCCCUGCAGCCCGUCACUGCCAUCGUCCACCACUGGUGCCACUACCUCCGUACAUGCUGAGGGUCCAGUCACGGGACGGAUUACCACACUGGCACCUGCAGAGUCUCCUUCUCCCAAAUCACGGAAGAAGAAGAUGAGAGAAGGUAAGAGCAGUACUGUGAGGAGGGUAACGCAUGCGACGCGGGAGACUCAGCCCGGGCUGGCCGAUUUACAUUCGUGGACUCGAGAGGCAUUGGCCCUGGACGUUGUCGCGGAGACAGUAGGUUGGCGGGAGAGGGGUUCCAGCCGGGCGACGGAGCAGCCCAUCACAGCACCUGCUGAGACGGAGAUGCCAUGUAUUGGGGGGCGCACAGCUGGUAGGGGGGAGGAGGCGGAGCACAGCGGCCCCCCCGGGAGGAGCAUGGCCGGACGUAUAUUGGGGGAGGAUGUGAGGACGGUGCCUGCGCAGCGACCGUCACAGGCAGGAGUCGUUUUGGAGUCCAGUACCGAUGAUUUGGAGAUGCCUCGUGGCCAGCGGAGGAGGGCUUCCGUGUACGACCUUCUUCGAGCACAGCACGGGGUUGAUGCGGCGCCACAGGGGGGGGGUCAUGCUCCGGAUACUGCGCACGGGCCGGUAGGCGGCAAGGGUGGCGGCGACGGUGUCAAAGGUGCGGUGCAGCAGAGGAGGAGGAAGGACAUUGUGGACGACGAUGAUGUUUAGUCCCACCAUUAGUCCUCUUUCAUCCUGUAUUUCUUAGUAGUGUAUAUUAUACUUAGUGCUUCGGAUGACGUGAUGUGUUCAUAGGUGUA
Messenger RNA from Chara braunii, 4993 nucleotides. Lineage: Eukaryota; Viridiplantae; Streptophyta; Charophyceae; Charales; Characeae. The record is from the annotation of a GenBank genome assembly.